Messenger RNA from Colossoma macropomum (tambaqui), 807 nucleotides. Its product is annotated as serine/threonine-protein kinase pim-1-like. The coding region runs from base 1 to 807 and encodes 268 amino acids. Gene Ontology annotation, cellular component: cytoplasm. The record is from RefSeq and is a predicted model, not a curated record. Gene Ontology annotation, molecular function: protein serine/threonine kinase activity; ATP binding. Lineage: Eukaryota; Metazoa; Chordata; Actinopteri; Characiformes; Serrasalmidae. The transcript has 4 exons. Gene Ontology annotation, biological process: protein autophosphorylation; regulation of mitotic cell cycle; negative regulation of apoptotic process.
AUGGCCUACAGGUUCUGCUCACACCUCAGAUUUCAUUCUAAUGGUCAUUAUUUCCCUUUCUCUCUUUUCCCCGCUAACAAUCUUAAUAUCUUUUGUCUUUGUGUGCAGGUGGCCAUUAAAUUUGUCUCAAAGGGGAAAACAGAUCGAUAUCUCCAAAGCCCUGUGGAGUCCAAGGCCGUGCCUGUGGAAGUGGCUCUGAUGCAGAUAAUGAGCCAGCCACCCGUCUGCAAGAACAUAAUACAGCUAAUCGAGUGGUUUGAUGAGCCUGAGAGAUACAUCCUCAUUAUGGAGCACCCUGACCCUUGCGUGGACUUAAAACAUUUCCUGAAAAGUCAUGGAAAUUGCGUGGAUGAAGAGACGGCCCGAGCCAUAAUGGUCCAAGCAGUGGAGGCAGCGAGCCAGUGCAGCAUGCGAGGUGUCCUGCAUCAGGACAUCAAAGGGGACAACUUGCUGAUCAACACGGACACCUUAGAGGUCAAACUUAUUGACUUUGGCUGUGGUGACCUGAUCAAGACAACGGAGAAUGACAGAUACACAGGCACGGUUCAUUACUACCCUCCUGAGUUUUCUGCGAAGGGGAAGCAUCACGCUGAACCUGCAACAGUGUGGUCACUUGGUGUCCUGUUGUUCAGGAUGGUUUGUGGAUACCUUCCCUCCGCUGACAAAGGGAUUUGGAACUUCAAGGAUGGCCUGUCUGAGGAAUGCUGUAAUCUGAUUGGCUGGAGCUUGGAGCAGAUCCCGUCCUCGAGGCCUAGUUUGCAGCAGUUCAUGCGGCAUAAGUGGUUCCAGCGCACCAUCCAGGACUAG